Molecule: messenger RNA, 11427 nt
Organism: Cladocopium goreaui
Lineage: Eukaryota; Dinophyceae; Suessiales; Symbiodiniaceae
Source: the annotation of a GenBank genome assembly
AUGGAUGUUCAUCCCACUAAAAAUGUAUCUAUAGGUACUGACCCAUACCCAUAUGUGGACCAUGGGAAUGGAAUGGGCCCACUUGGGUGCAAGGACCGCACGACACCCUCAGCUGCACAUGAUGGCGCUGAGAGUGCCGCAGCCUAUGAAACUGAAACUCUUCCACCACGUUGCAGUGGCACUUUGCGACUUGUGACUUACAAUGUGUGCUUCCACCCAUCAGACUUGGACAUUCGUUUGAAGGCUAUUGCUCAAAUCUUGGAAUCUGUUGAUGCUGACGUUGUGGCUUUGCAAGAAAUGACUGACAGGAUCUUGGACAUUUUGACCUUGCAUAUCUCAAAGGAGUGGCACGUCUUCAAGCAAUCCCCUUCACAUGUCGAAGAUCUCUUUGUAUAUGAGACCGGCUACUUCACUUGCUUGCUGGUCAAAAAGUGCGUGCAGGUUGUGGACACCUUUUCACUCCGCUUUUCCAUCACUGCUAUGGCUCGCGGUUUGCAGUACGCGGUCCUUCGUUUGCCAACACGGCUAGUCAUUGAAAGCGACGAUGGAGAUCAGGGGAAGGCCACGCAUUUCAAGAAGGUAGUUGUUGCGACUUCACAUUUGGAAUCCGCUGUGGCCUCACGAUCUGGUCAAGAGACUCGUGAGCAUCAACUCCAAGAAGGAUUAAAAGAGUUAACCAACAUGUUGGAAGACUGCGAUGCAGCUGUUUGGCUUGGCGACAUGAACUGGCAGGGUGAAAUGGACAUCCCCGGAUGGUGCGACCUUUGGAAAGAGAUUUCAGCGGAUCCUGGCCCGACUUUUCACGCCAACCAGGGGGCUAGCUGCACAGUAGCUGCGCGAUUGGAUCGAGUCCUUACUAUCGGAGUGAAGCCGGAAGGUUCAAGCGAGGAGAAUUCUCCCGCACAGAAGCAGGUCUUGUAUUUGUCGCAGGAUGGGGAACGGACCAUCAGAUUCAUGCCGCCCCGCGAUGACAGCUCUGGAGGUUCUGAUCCUGAGAGCUCGGAAUCAUCGCAGGAUGAGUACGAUGGAACACGUGACCCAUUGCCCGUGAGGUUGCCCUUGUGGUAUCCAGAUGAGCAGCCCUUGUCAUUUUCUGCUCCGUUUGGAGCUGGAACUUUGGAUCUGCCUUUGAGCCAUUUGGUGCCACCUGCGCCCACUGCAAAGUGCACUGGACACGACAAGGUGUCAGUGGCCUGGCAGCUUCAGGGAACAAGGCUUUUGGACUUCACCUGGCAAGUUCGCGUGCGCACAACAAAACCCAACGCUGAGUGGCAGAAGGUGGAUCUCGAUUCCGGCCGAAUUGAAUCACCAGAAGUCACAAAUCUGUCCUGGAGGCACCGUGCUUGUUUUGUUCAAAAAGGCUUGAAGGUCCUGAGCUUCUGCGUGGAGGAAGGCCGUAAAAGCCAGCGACCAGUUCCAGGCACAGUGGUCUCGCACUAUCCGGGCCUCGUCACAGUCGAUUUUGAACUGAUGGGGGGUCACAUCUUGCGACAACGUGUUCCACAAGAUUGGGUUUUGCUUGCAGCCACUUCACGCGAAAUAAAGGAUGUGGCCUGGAGCCUCCUGGAGACAAGGUUUGGUACUGGUCGUGGUGGUAGGCGAUUGUGGCGUGUUGCCAAGAACAAGGUCUACGAACGGAUCAUUCGAACACAUCGUCAGUGCGCUGUUCUCUGGAAGCAGCAGGUGGAUCUUCCUGAGCCGGGCUGUCGAGUCUCCAUCAACUGCGCCAUGGGCCUACAGGUGGUGGAGAAUGAUGAGAAAGAGGACUUCUCGCCAGAUGGCAGUAGAACGACAAGAACGACGACAUCCAGAGAGAGCCGAGCGCCAGCGAGAAGUAUAAGCUCCUGGUGGCCUGCUGUACUUCCAACAGAGGCAGAGUGUGACUUGCGGAGCAGCACAGACGUCCCCGAGGAGCUUUGUGCGCGGGCAGACCUGAAGGUUCACCUGGAGCCAUAUCCACGAGUGCAGGUGAUUCCAAGGCAUUGGAUAUGCGAGGAGCUUCCAGAAUCUGAGCGAGCGAAGCGGAACAUUUGCAUAGGGCAGUCAGUACUUGCCUACUACGCAGUAAGCAGCGUUGGUUCAGAAGAUGGUGGAGAGGUUUGGGGCGCCCACCCCGAGCCUCGAGAGGCUGGUGACGUCACGCUGCAAUUUGGCGGUGCCCACAUGGCAGAAAGACAAGAUUCAGAAGAUCGUGAUCAGGCAAGGAAAUUCUUCUUCGGAGGACGGGAGGUCCAGCAUCGCUCAGAGAGAGCUGUGCGAAGCAAAGUGCUGAGGGAGCUGAUCUCACCUGCAGAGGUCUAUGUUUACCUUCAAUGCAUGGACAAGCGAAAACCUGUGAGAGUACCUCUGGCAUCAAUAUGGAGCGUCCAGCCCAAUGAGCCCAAUCGGAGGACAGUGCGGAAGAGACGCAAGGUUCUUGAAUGGAUGGUGAUUCGUACAGCACGUGAUCGCGCGGCAGAGGUUGUCGCGAGACAAGGUUCAUCUGCAGGUGUGUACCAUCCAGCAUAUGGGUACAUUUGGGACGAGGCGAUUCCGCUCACGCCAGGAGUGAAGGUGUCCUUCUUCUCCUUGGGCAGGGGGGAUGCUACCACGGCCAGUGUUGCAUCUUUGGCAUCACCUGGUGGAUUUGCCAUUCGCCGGCUUUCAACCGGGAUUGUUGUGCGAACAGUUGCGAAAGUAUCCCACUAUGAGGUGAUGUUUGAUGAGGUGGUGCCUGAGGAUCGCUGGGUUUCAGCCUUCAACAUAGGGCCUGAUUCUUAUGGACAACAGCGAUUCACAGCCGAUGAAAUCAGAGGGGUAGACCUGACUUUGGACAAACUGGAGAAUGCUGGGAUUUUGGUUUGGGCUGAUGGCGUUCAGUCUGAAUUACCCAUCUCACCAGUAUAUUUGGCAAAGGACUUGGCACCUUGUUUGCUGGAUACUGGAAAGGCUCAGGGAGGCCUGGAAGCCACCCUCUUGGCUCACAAGAUCUUGAGUGAACUGUCCUACGAAAUUGGCCACAUACUGACUCUGCCAGCUGCUGAGCGAGCUGGUCGAUUGGAUGGGCUUAUGGAUUUGAGCCCGCCCAAGAACCAUCAGAACCACAGACGGGAGUUGAGGCGUAGGCUGCAUCAGGCUUUGGACAACAUGGUCCGAUGGUUCUUGCAUGCGCCUGAGGUAAAUUUGGCAGAUAUUCAUAGGGAUUCAGUUGAAUCGCUUCGUGCGUUUAGCUCCAUGGCGAUUGUCAGAAAGCGACAGCUGCGGAGGCUUUGCCAAAGCAGCGUAGCCUUUUCCACCAGCCCUCCCUCUGAAAUAAAGGAAGAGGAGGCUAGCGUGGAUGCCGCAGCCGUACAUGGCCUGAAGCAGUGGAGCAAGGCCUUCAAGGAGUGGUGCUUCCGAACAGUCUGCUAUUACUUUUUGUUGGAUUCAGAGUUGAGAUGCAGGUGGUUGACGGGCAGCCGUUCAGAGCGAUUCAGAGUGACCGUUCUAACUCACACUUUGCGAAAGAUUGUUGCCCAGAGGGAUCAGAACCUCCCAAGGCUUUCUCCGGAUGCUUGGGCUUCUGCGGUGCGAAAUGCUGCUGCUGAAGUUCUAGUGGACCGUCCGCGCUUUCUGGAUGUGGGAAGUUGCAGCAACUAUUUCGGAAGAAUCCAUGGAGAAUCCUUGGAUGUUACGGCCCUGGACCUCGCCCCAGGACAUUCGUCAGUGCUGGGCUGUAAUUUCUUAGAGUUGAAAAUAGGUUCUGGAUCCCAUAUGAAAAUACACGAUGGACCAGAAGGUCUUGUUGCAGAGGAGCUUCCUGCCAAUCACUUCGAUGUUGUCAUCAUGGCGUUGCUGUUCUCCGUGCUGCCAAGCCCUGAAGCUCGAGGAAUAGCUGCGGCGAAAGCUCGCAAAGUGUUGAAAGAUUCAGGACGUGGCCUCCUGAUCAUUGCAGAUACGAAGGGCACAGUGGGGCGUCACUGCGAUCUAGCAGCUAGGACCAGCAAAUGGGUGAAAGCAGUUGAAGCCAACGGCUUCAAACUGGCCAGCGAUCCACAGUUACACUUGUCUCGCGAACAAGUAAAGGGUAGGAAUGGAUACUGGCAGCGCUCCUUUUGUUGGGCCUUUUGGACUGAUGAAAUUCUGUCGGGACAAGCGCCAGUUCCAGUUCCCAUUCUCAGCGAUUUGCGGACACCUCGCAGCUUGUCUCCUGAGAGGUUGCAGGCUCAGCAGAUGCGCGAAGCCAAGCGGCAAGCGCGUGCCCGCAAAGCUCAGCUUUUGGAGCUUGCCAAAAAUGCCAAGAAAAGUAGCCGGCUUCGGCAUCCCGAAUUGACAAUCCACGAUCUUCCAGAUGAGAUGCAUGAGAUUGAGGUUUCUGUUGGCCUUUCUGCUGCCUUUGGUGGAGAAAACGUCCACUGGAGCAAGCCAAGCAAACCUUGCCGCGUGCUGAAGGCAGGCUUCCAGCCUUUACCCCCGCUUCCGCCGCUGCCGACCGUCUUGAGCAUCAGUAGAGCCCAAGUUCGAUGGAUUUUGCCGAAGGAGCCUGCUCCACUAUGCUUUCGUUUGAGGAUGCGCGAACGCGGUGCGAAGGAAUGGUUCUGCUUGGAUUCUUUUGGUCAUGCACGUGAUGAAGACACCACGUUGGCUUGGCGCUCCCGGCUGGUGCCUUUAGUUGAAGGCCUGUGGGUCAGCGCAUUUGGUGACUUUGACAAACGGAAGUCCUCUACACCAGGGGCUGCGAGGGUUCGCAGCGUCGACCGGGCAACAGGAUCCGUUGAAGUCGAAUUUGUCAGACCUCAAGAUGACUUUUGCAUUGGUGGAGUUCCUACCUCCGUACUGCUCUCAGAUAAGUUCGCAGCUGGCGUGCAGCUGGAUUUGUACGUCAUGCCAAGGCAUUCUGGUCGCCAACCUGCGCAAGCACCCCCUGAUCCUACAAGUGCAUCCCGGAGCUCUGCGGCUAGUACUGGCAGAGUAGGGUGUGGGAAUGCGCUGGAAAGGUCGUCUGCCGCACAGCGUCAGAGGGUGCAACGAAAAACAAAGAGUUCUUAUCUUCGGCGAAUGUACCGGGUACAUUCACUCAGGAACAUAGCCAGACUAAUGCGUGGUUACUGCCUCGAGGGUGAGGAUGAUUUUGAUUGGGAAAUCAUGGGCUCUGACCUCGAGUCAUCUGAGGAUGUGAUGCUUCCUUGUGGUCUUCGCGAACAUGAAGCAGUAAGUAUGAUGCAUCGUGAGCUGACACCAGAGGAUUAUGAGAAGCUAUGCAAGCUUGAUGAGGCGGUUCCAAAAAGGAACACCGUUGAUGAAGGCGAGGUUGACAAUUUACCCCGACUUCGUGGUCGUGAGAAGUCCAGUGGAGAGUGCGGGGUGUGCACCUGGGCAUCAUUGGGUGCGUACUCAGAGGCCAGUCCGCGUGUGAUGUGCAGAUGUUUGAUGAUGUUUGCAGAAGUUCGCUGUUUGGACUUGAUUGGGCUCACAGGCUGCCUGAAGCUCACGGUGUUCGAUGCUGCAGAUCGCACCCAGCCAAAGGCCGUUUGGGUGGCUGAUGGCAAUAGCUACCUCAAGGGGACGCCCAUGGCAUCUACCGAAGAGAAGCAGGUCUCAGGCAGUGUGAACGAAGUUGGAGGUCGCAUAGAUUCUGCGAUCUUGGAGGUGGAUGAGGAUAGGACUUGCCCGUUUUUGUCGGUGGCGAUGACGGUUCCAGAUGAUGCCCGGGAACGUGCUACAGUUGGGCGGAUUGGACAGUUCAAAGCCACCCAUUCCCGCAGUGAUGAAGCUGCAAGGCUAACAGCGGCGUUGACCAUGCAACAGAGCGACAACCGGCAAACAAGGUUGGAGCAGAUGCGCCGUGUAGCCAUGGAGGCUUUGUUGGGUGGAAAUUCUCAGAACGACCUUGAAGAGGAGGUUGAGAUUCAAGACGAUGAGGAUGAAGAUGUCGAUGGUGAUAUGGACAUGGAUGGAGGCUAUGGCAAAGGCAAAAAGAUGCAGCGCCUGCGGCGCUUGCAUCGAACUCUAUUCUUUGCCCGACAGUUGCAGGUGCCAGAUUGGAUGCUUGUGCCUCCCAGUGAUUUGGCUCAAUCUUGGUUGGUACUUGCAAAGCCUGAGGGUGAAAGAUGCCUUCUCCUGUCAGAUGGUGGCCGCGUCGAAGUGCGCAAGAAGAAUGGUUAUGUCUUGGAACGCUACACAGAUUCCCGCCUUCCCCGAGGCUUGACUAUCCUCGACGUAGUAUGUAUCGAGGGUCCUUCAAAGCAAGGCCAGCAAGCUCCCAAGACACCUUCAGAGCCUCCGGUUUCAAAGAUGGAAGAAGCUCCAACACAAGAGGACUGCGAGGGAGAAGAGGCUGAAUCUGCAGAUGAAGACAUGGGCUGCCAAGGUGGCAAGAAGGGUGGGAAAGGCCGUCGUCGUCGGCCACAAGGAAACAGAAAGUAUGCUGUUUGUGAUGUCUUGGUCUGGGGAGAUGUUGACUUGGCCGCCACUGAAGCAGAAUGUCGCUUGUUCUGGCUUGAGUCCCGCUUUGAGGAGAUGCGGGAGAAGGCUCCCAGAAGAGCAAGGCCUCUUCAACUGGUGCGUGCUUUGCCUGCCACUGCUGAGUCUCUGAAGGAGUUGUACUAUGGUGACUUCGGUUACCUGAAAGAUUCCUUGCUUUUCCUGCACCGAGAAGGGCGUUAUCAGGUCUCAGAACCUGUUACCCCGGUGGCACGCCUGUGGCGGGAUCGGCACGUGAGCCGGUUUGUAGUGGACACGCCAGAUGAGAAAGGCCAAGAGUUGCCGUCCAAGCAAUCCGUGGUCCUUGAGAUUCGUGGUGGUGGCCGCUUGAGAACAGCAGACCGGCAUUUGGUUGCACAGUGCAGUGAAGAAGACCUUGCAAAGCUGCAGGGUGGACCCGGUGGACAGUUGAAAGCCAAGGCACUUGUCCGUUGCGAUAUUCAGGCCAUUGACUUGGUGAAGGGUCUCAUGCAAGUGGUGCCUGUGGCCCAUGUAUCUGCAAGGUCUCGUGUUUGGGCUGAUUCCUGGGCUCGCAUCGCCUUUCAAUUCUGCAAGGCAAUGGCUGCAACUGCUGGUGAAGAAGAAAAAGCUCGAGAUGGUGCCCCGCCGUGUUUGACAGUUCAGCAGGAUGGCUGGGAUGCUAUCAACUUGCAGGUUCAGCUCACAGGGCAUGAAGUGGUCGGGCUCAAAGCGGAGGUCAGCUACGAAUUCUCAGUUCAAGCCUUGACUACUGGCGGCUGGACAGAAUGGAGCACACCCGGCACCAUACAGAUGCCUCGCAUCGGGUAUGAGCAAGAGCAAUUGGUUAGUGAGAGGAGAGCGAAUCCUUUGUACCGAGCAGAUUUGCUGCCGCAGGCCUUGUACAAGGAAUACGAAAGGUGUUGGGACUCGGUGGAUGAGAGUCUGACAGCCGACCGGCUGGACCGAAUUCAUCAAGUACUUCAUGGAAAGAAGGAUUUGGCAGAAGAGUUUGAUCACGAGCUCUCCAGAUGGCUAGUGGACAUGGAGGGCCCCAUCCGUGAAAGCUCGCGAAUGCUGGAGGUAGAAGCGCGGCUGUUGCUGCAGGAUCUCGUGAGCCGCAAGGCGAAUGUGAAUUACAGAGAUCAAGCCACAGGGCGAGUACCUCUGACGUAUGCUUGUGAAUACGGCUGGAAAGUGAAGACUGGCAUCAUCGAGGAGCUCUUAAAGCUUCGGGCUGAUGUGGACUCCAUGAAUGAUGCUAGACACACUGCACUUGGAAUUGCGGCGGCAGGGGGUCACGCAAAUAUUGUGGAAAUUCUUUUGGCACAUGGAGCUGAUGCCACGAUUGUAAGCUUGCAGGGCGAGACGGCCCUUCUGCGGGCACGGGCGAUACGAGGCAUGACCCAUGCGCAGAUCAAGGGCAUCAACAGAUGCAGGGACCUGUUGAGACACAGCCGCUUGCCGUGGGAAAACUUUGAAUCCGCUGUUGCCAACUUGGCGGAUGAUCCACCUGCAGCUGCUCGUGCCUUUCUGGAGAUCGCAUUUCCCAGCGGGCCUGGCACUAUGUUUGUAGCGGACAAGGAGGGCAAGCGGAUCUCUGCACAUGACAAACUUAGAUUAUACGAGCAAAUCCUGGAAGUGCGUGAAGUGGAUGACGGUGGUUGGGAAGAGGGGGAACGACGUGGCCUGUUGUGUGCACAUAAACUGCUGCUCCCACAGGUUCGCGCAGCCACCCUCCAGCAGCCACCAAACCCGGAGUGCAACUAUUUCGCCAGGUAUUUGCUCCACAGUGGUGUCAUGAAAUGGUGUCCAAGGGAGGCGAAAGAGUUGGCGGCAGAUCUUUUAGCGCACUAUGACCAGGAGCUUCAGAAAAGAAGAUCAGCUUUGAAAAGGCUCCCACGACUAACAGAGGCAGAGAUGCUGCUGGGUAGUAGGCCACAGUUUGCAGGCCGCUCGCUCCACCAAUGGCAUGCUCACAAUGACUUGCCGUGGUUGACAGAGCAGAACGUUGUUGGAACGUUUGAGGCUUGGAUUUGGAUGAUUUGGAUGGCGUUCCCAUUUGAAUUUGGAAAGGAUUGGAAAGGUAUGAAAAGGACUCUGCUGCUUGCGGUUCUGGGAGCUUUGCUUUUACAUGGCAUCCAAAGGUGGUCGGCAGAUAGCGCGGAGAACACUGAGGCUUUCAGCUUGCCUCAGGCUGUUCGAAAUGCAGCAGCCGCCAGCAUGAUGGCAUCCAUUCUUGCAACCUCAACACCUGCACUUGCCGAGGAGGAUGCCCUGAAAUCUUUGGAGAGCAAGUUGGCGCAACGUGACGAGGGCAUUGAAAGGUUGCAAGAAGAGAAGCUCCGCCCCAAGCUGAAAUUGUCAGAGGUGGAAAAGUUGGAGCGCGACGAGAUCCAGACAGCACGCAUCACAGAGCGCCUCAAGGAGAAGCAGAUUGUAGCAGAGGAACUGAAGGAAAAGGAGCGCGCCAAGGAUCUUGAGAAGCGUGAGAAGGCUCAGAUUGAGAAGGAGGAGAAGGAAACAAAGGCCAAGAUCCAAAGAGAAUUGGACGCAAAAAAAGCACAGAUCAAGAAGGAUGAGAAGGCUGCCAUUGAUGAAGCUCGCCGAGUAGAGCGUGAAGAGAAGAAAGCUGCUAAAGACAUGGAAAAGAAUGCCCUGCGAGCGAAGACGGACGAGGAACGCUUGGCUGCGGAGGAAGCUAGUGAGACUGCCUUCAAUGCUGCAACUGAGAAAGCCGAGGCAGCCAUUCUUGCUGCGGAGCAGCGUUCAGAAGAUGAGUUGAGCAAAGCGUUGGAACAAGCUGAAGCAUCCAAAGAGGCCGCUGCUGAGAGAGCCGAGCUGCUCGAGAAAGCUGCAGCGGACAAAUACGAGGCUGCCCUGAGUCAAGCUGCAGAAACCGCUGAGCGUGCCGAGAAGGAUGCUGUCUUUGAGGAAGAGGCAGUGGAGCAACAAGUGGUCGCAACUGUGGAUGCAAUUGAGAAGGAGGACUUGAUUGAAGAAAACGCAAGCUUGGAGAAGGCCAAAGAAUUCCUCGGAAGCGCUUGGAGCAUUGCAGCCCCGUUGGUGAUUCCUGGUAUUUUCAUUGCCUUGUAUGCAGUUCUCGCUAGCUUCUCAGCACCCCGUCCAGAACCCUGCCUGGGAGCAGAAGCAGACGAGGUUCGUAAAAUCAUGGGCCGGGCUGAGCGGACCAAGACUGCCAGGGCCAACAUGGACCCAUGGUCUGGGGAAGCCAAGCACAUGGUUGGGGUUGGAACUGGAGCCAUGGCGUUGCUGGCUGUGCUGAUGUCUUCGGGUCCUGUCUCUGGUUUCGUGAGCACAUCUCCUACCACUUUGCCUGCCCGCAAUGCUCAGCGCUCUCAGCGUACCUUAUCACAAGGCACACCCUCUCAGCCAGCGCAGCCUUCGGCCACCUUUGGUCGAGCGACGUUGGCCCAGGGGGUUGCGGCUGUGGCUGUGAUUGCUGCUGCUGGCCGCAGGCGUGCAGCCAAACACAUCGGACGCUGGUCUCAGGUGGCCCGCUGUGCUGCAAAGCCCAGUGCGAUCACUGGCAAGGACCCGUUGCACGUGAUCAUCUCGGGAGCUGGAGUUGGUGGCCUGCUUUUGGCCAAAGCCCUGAGCAAAGAACCCACCAUCAAGGUGACUUUGCUGGAGCAGGCCAGCUCCUUCCAACGAUUUGGUGGACCAAUCCAGCUGGCUUCCAACACUUUGUCUACAAUCCGCGACAUCGAUGAAGGACUCUUUGAUGAACUCAUGAAGAAGUUCACUUUCACCGGAUACCGCCGAAACGGUUUGGUGGAUGCCUUGCGCUCGGAGUGGUACUGCACUUUCGAUGCCAUGAAAGAUGCAGCAGACAUGUUCGACCUGCCUUACACUGGUGUGGUGGACAGGCCCGACCUGCAGCAGAUCAUGCUGGAUGCCAUUCCAGAAGGCUGCCUGUCCAAUUCUCAAAAGGUGAAGAGUUACGAGGUCCUUCCAGACUACCAAGGUGUCAAGGUCCAAACCCAGGACGGAAAGGAGUACACAGGCGAUGUGCUGAUUGGUGCCGACGGCAUUUGGUCAGCCACCAGGGCCCAGAUGUGGAACGAAGCGCAGAAGGGUCCUGGCUCUGGCUGCACUUACAGUGGUUACAUCGUGUUUGCAGGUGAGACCAUCUACCAGCCUGAGGACUACUUUGAUGUGGGUUACAAGGUCUACAUGGGUCCUAAGCGAUACUUUGUGACCUCAGAUGUCGGCCGUGGCAGAAUCCAAUGGUAUGCCUUCGUGGCUGUUGCUGAAGGUGAGGAAGUCCCAUCAGACCCAUUGGAGAAGAGAGAAUACGUGAAGGCGGCUUUCCAGGGUUGGUCUUCCCAGAUCUCUGAUUUGUUGGAUGCCACUCCUGCCAACACCGUGGAAGAUCGAUCCUUGUAUGACCGUCCCCCAAGUGUGUUGAAGUCCUGGGCUGACGGACCAGUGGCCUUGCUGGGCGACGCAUGCCAUGCCAUGAUGCCCAACUUGGGUCAAGGAGGCGGUCAGGCUAUGGAAGAUGCUCACUGCAUCUUGCAGAAACUGAAGGAUCUCACUGAUAGACGUCAAGUGCCUGAUGCUUUGCAGGACUAUUACCGCUCCCGUAUUUUCCGAGCCUCUGCCGUGCAGGGACUGUCGCGUGUGGCUUCAGACAUUCUGUUGGGCACUUUCACUUUCCCUUGGAAAGCGGAGGAGGGCCUGUCGGCGCCUUAUGGCAAGGGCCGUGGUGACGUGAGCUACGAGUCUGUGGUCGUCAACUACCUCAGACACAUUCUACCAGGUGCGUUCACAGCCCAAUUCACCUUCUUGUACUCUUUCCACCCCUACAAAUGGAGCAAGGAGGAAGUGAAGGUGCUCGUUGCGGACGUGAUGGAUCGCCACAAGAAGGAAGCUGCAGAAGCCUGGCAGCGAAGACAGGAUGCUGUGGAGAAGGGAGAGGUUGAGAAAUUUGAGGAAGAAUGCAGACAAGAGUCCUUCUUCGCGCUUGUUGCCCAGGUUGCAGGUGGCAUCGAUCAGAAGUGA